GAAUCUCCUCCAACAUAAGCCAACCACAAUCUUAAAUCUGUACCAAAGAAUCACCAAAAGAAAGAUAUAUAAUAAUAGUAAAACAAUAACAAUAUUAAUAUUAGAAAACCAGGUAACUUAAGUAAAUCAACUUAGAGCUCUUUAAAAUGAUCAUGUUAUGAAUCAAAUAUAGUUUACUACUUAUAGAUGGAGGUUUUAAAGAGGGAUGAAGAAGAUGUUAGUCCUAGAUUUUCAUUUCAGAAGAAUGGAUCAUCAUUGUCUUGUGUAGUACCACCAUUUUUGCUCAGUCCACAAAAGAGCUUGUACUACAACAAGCUACCUGAGGAGCCACUCAAUCUCACAGUUCUCAAAUUGGAUGGAUCUUCCUUUGAUAUUAAAGUGGCGAGGAGUGGGACAGUGGCGGAGCUGAAACAGGCUGUGGAAUCUGCCUUCAGUCAUUUGCCAGAGACAGGAACAGGCAAAGUUUCAUGGUCACAUGUAUGGGGACAUUUUUGCUUGAGCUACGAUGGACGGAAGCUACUUACUGAUAGUGAUUUGUUAGGAACCUAUCGGAUUAAGGAUGGCGAUAAGCUCAGUUUUAUGAGGCACGUCUCCAUCAGCUACAAUCUGGUCAAAACGCGAUCAGAGAGAGAGGACCCUAGUAAAAAUGAACCUAGCAUAUCAAAAGGCUGUGAAAGCAGACAGCGGAGAGGUGAACGAGAGGGUAAUCACCAUCGAGAUGACUUAUUAGAGAACCAUCAAAAUAAUAUUCAUGACAACAACAGAGGUGUCGUAGCCAAUUGUGAAUCCAGGUUGGUUCAUUUGUUUAGAGGGUGGCUCCCAUACAAAUUGCCAGAGAGGAGAAUAAAACAGAAAAGCAGUGCAUCGAGAUCACACGAUGGUUUACCUAUGGAGUUCUAACAGUGUUGUGCAGUGAUUAGUACCUUUGAAAGAGAAGAAUCCAGUAACUGUGCAAAUGUUAAAAGAGAGUUGUUGAAGCUCUAAACUUUUGACUAUCCAGUGAUUUUAGUGUCCAAGCUGAUUAAUUCUGUAAAGAAAAUUAGUUGCAUCUGUUCCAUUUCCUUAUUUGCAUAUCAAAAUUAGUUGUAUGGA
Solanum dulcamara is the source of this 1092-nucleotide messenger RNA. RefSeq lists its product as uncharacterized. The coding region runs from base 187 to 900 and encodes 237 amino acids. Gene Ontology annotation, biological process: mRNA splicing, via spliceosome. Lineage: Eukaryota; Viridiplantae; Streptophyta; Magnoliopsida; Solanales; Solanaceae. The transcript is spliced from 5 exons. Gene Ontology annotation, molecular function: protein binding. The record is from RefSeq and is a predicted model, not a curated record. Gene Ontology annotation, cellular component: U12-type spliceosomal complex.